GCGCAGCCGCCAUGGACAAGAUCCUGGAAGCGGUGAUGACGUCGUCAUACCCGGCAAGCGUGAAGCAAGGGCUGGUGCGGCGUGUGCUGGAGGCGGCGCGGCAGCCACUGGAGCGGGAGCAGUGCCUGGCGCUGUUGGCACUGGGCGCGCGCCUCUACGUGGGCGGUGCGGACGAGCUGCCGCGCCGCGUGGGCUGCCAGCUGCUGCACGUGGCCGGCCGUCACCACCCAGACGUCUUCACCGAGUUCUUCAGCGCGCGCCGGGUGCUGCGCCUGCUGCAGGGCGGUGCCGGCCCGCCGGGCGCCCGAGCGCUCGCUUGCGUGCAACUGGGCCUGCAGCUGUUGCCCGAGGGGCCCGCGGCGGAUGAGGUGUACGCGCUGCUGCGGCGCGAGGUGCUGCGCACCGUGUGCGAGCGGCCGGGGCCCGCAGUCUGCGCGCAGGUGGCGCGGCUGCUGGCGCGGCAUCCGCGCUGCGUGCCCGACGGCCCGCACCGCCUGCUCUUCUGCCAGCAGCUGGUGCGCUGCCUUGGCCGCUUCCGCUGCCCGGCCGAGGGCGAGGAGGGCGCUGUGGAGUUCCUGGAGCAGGCGCAGCAGGUGAGCGGGCUCCUGGCACAGCUGUGGCGCGCUCAGCCUGCUGCCAUCUUGCCCUGCCUCAAGGAGCUCUUCAACGUCAUUUCCUGCACAGAGGAGGAACCGCCAUCUAGUGCCCUGGCCAGUGUGGUCCAGCACCUCCCAUUGGAGCUCAUGGAUGGCGUUGUCCGGAACCUCAGCAAUGAUGACAGCGUGACGGACUCCCAGAUGCUGACCGCCAUUAGCAGGAUGAUCGACUGGGUGUCAUGGCCCCUGGGGAAGAACAUUGACAAGUGGAUCAUUGCACUGCUGAAGGGCCUGGCUGCCGUUAAGAAGUUCAGCAUCUUGAUUGAGGUUUCACUCGCCAAAAUUGAGAAGGUUUUCUCCAAGCUUCUGUACCCCAUUGUCCGGGGAGCCGCUUUGUCUGUCCUCAAGUACAUGCUCCUGACUUUCCAGCACUCCCAUGAGGCCUUCCACCUGCUGCUCCCCCACAUCCCCCGGAUGGUGGCCUCUCUGGUCAAGGAGGACUCCAACUCGGGGACCAGCUGCCUGGAGCAGCUGGCAGAGCUGGUCCACUGCAUGGUGUUCCGGUUCCCUGGCUUCCCGGAUCUGUAUGAGCCUGUCAUGGAGGCCAUCAAGGAUCUCCAUGUUCCCAAUGAGGACCGCAUCAAGCAGCUGCUGGGGCAGGAUGCCUGGACCUCACAGAAGAGUGAGCUGGCUGGCUUCUACCCCCGGCUCAUGGCCAAGUCAGACACCGGCAAGAUUGGUUUAAUCAAUCUGGGCAACACAUGCUAUGUGAACAGCAUUCUUCAGGCCUUGUUCAUGGCUUCCGACUUCAGGCGCUGUGUGCUCCGUUUGACUGAGAACAACUCGCAGCCCUUGAUGGCCAAGCUGCAGUGGCUUUUUGCCUUCCUGGAGCACAGCCAGAGGCCUGCCAUUUCUCCAGAGAACUUCCUUUCUGCGUCCUGGACACCCUGGUUCAGCCCCGGCACACAGCAGGACUGCUCAGAGUACUUGAAGUACCUGCUGGAUCGGCUGCAUGAAGAGGAGAAAACGGGGGCAAGGAUCUGCCAGAAGCUCAAGCAGUCCAGUUUGCCUUCCCCUCCCGAGGGGUCCCCGAGCCCAAGUUCAACCUCUGUGGAGAAGAUGUUUGGAGGCAAGAUUGUCACUCGGAUAUGCUGCCUCCACUGCCUCAAUGUCUCCUCCAGGGAGGAGGCGUUCACGGACCUCUCUCUGGCCUUCCCGCCUGCGGAGCGCGGCCGCCGCCGCCGCCUGGGCUCAGUGACGGUCCCUGCGGAAGGUGUGGGCGCCUGGGAGCCCCCGCCGCCGUCCCAGGCCCAGCUUCCAAGCGGGGCGAGCCCUCGGAGGCAGAGGAAGCACUGCAUCGCCGGGGACGCCCCCCCCACGGGCCUGGACCUCGGAGCCCUGGGACUCCCGGGACCCCGCGCGCCGAGCAGUCCGGAGAAGCUGGAGAGCGAGGGGGCAGCAGAGGCGAGAGCGGAGGAGGAAGCGAGCAGGAAGGAGGAGAAAGGGGAGGCGCAGCAGCAGGAGGAGCAGGAGAAGCUGGACCAGGAGACAGAGAAGGAGGCCGAGAAGGGGAAGGAGGAGGACUGCCCGGGGCCAGGGAUCCCCGGGGACGCCGCCGCCGCCCCCUCCGGGGAGGGCUCCCGCUCCGUCCUCGACCUGGUCAACUACUUCCUGACCCCUGAGAGGCUGAUGGCGGAGAACCGCUACUACUGCGAGUCGUGUGCCUCGCUGCAGGAGGCCGAGAGGGCGGUGGAGCUGAGCCAGGGGCCGCGCUACCUCGUCCUGACGCUGCUGCGCUUCUCCUUCGACCCACGCACCAUGCGGCGCCGCAAGAUCCUGGACGCUGUCUCCAUCCCGCUGCUGCUGCACCUGCCGCUGGCCGGGGGCCGAGGCCAGGCCUACGACCUCUGCAGCGUCGUGGUGCACUCGGGCGUGUCCUCGGAGAGCGGCCACUACUACUGCUAUGCGCGCGAGGGCGCUGCCCGCCCGGCACCUGCUCUGGGAGCCGCCGACAGGCCCGAGCCGGAGAACCAGUGGUACCUGUUCAAUGACACUCGGGUGUCCUUCUCCUCCUUCGAGUCUGUCAGCAACAUCACCUCCUUCUUCCCCAAGGACACAGCCUAUGUGCUUUUUUACCGGCAGCGUCCUGCGGAGGGGCCAGAGGCUGAGCCGGGCUCUCCCGGAGUCCGGACAGAGCCCGCCCUCCACAAAGACCUGAUGGAAGCUAUUUCCAAAGACAACAUCCUCUACCUGCAGGAGCAGGAGAAGGAGGCCCGCAGCAGGGCAGCCUACAUCUCUGCGCUCCCCGCAUCUCCACACUGGGGGAGAGGCUUUGACGAAGAUAAGGACGAGGAUGAAGGCUCUCCUGGGGGCUGCAACCCUGCAGGGGGCAAUGGUGGUGACUUCCACAGACUGGUCUUCUAAUGGGAACCGUCCACUGGCCGUUUGUGUGUGUGUGUUUGGGGGGCAGGGGCCACAGCCAAUCGUGGGGAGGCCUGGACCCCUUCCUUCUGGCAACUGGGUGGGGGCCCAGAUCCCAGGCAGAGCUGCACUGCCAUGUGGGGUCAAAGGGAGGCUGUGGAGGCAGGUUCAGUCCUGAUGUAGGGCCUUCGAAAGGUGAGAAAGGUGGAGAGGGAGCUUCUGGAACACUGCUCCUUGGCCUGAAGGCCACCUGGAGCCCCAGAUAUUGAGGUGAGCCCUUUAAACUAGGCCUCAGGCCCUGACAGGGGGAUCAGCCCCAUCAAGAUCUUACACCCAAGUGUCCUGGUCCACUCGAAGCAGCUUAGCUGGAUGCGCUCUGGGCCCUGCUCCCCCAGCAGGGCUGACCUUCACAGCUCCAGUGUCUUGCCAUCAAGUAGCAUUUCCCUUUCAGACAAUCCUAAUACUCUACAGUAUAAAAAGCAGAGCCGGAUCUGGCCACGUUGUUUCUCUGAGGGGAUUUCAGAGGUAACACUGUUUAUUUUGAGGCACGUGGGUGGGAUGCAGCCUGACGCAGGAUCAGAGAUCGUCUCUCCACACCAAGCAACCCUGCAUAGAAGGGAGGAUGGCCCCCCUCGGCUGCCUCUGUGCCCAAGAUGCCACCAAGUGCAUCCCCCUUCUGAUGCAAAUAAGAGUCCUUAUUUUACGGCAAGUAUGUGUGCAUUUCUCUUGGAACUGUCCUUCUGGGGAGAGCUAGCGGGCUCAGCUCAUCAGUUGGCUGUUAGAAUGGGAAUCUGGGGGCUGGUUUGGUGAGGAGCAGAUACUGACCUCUGUGCCCUGACACUGCUGUACACCUUCUAAUGGAGAGAGAGAAGAGAGAGACCCAAGGUCUCAAACAGGAAUAAAAAGUUCUCUGAAGCCUUUAAAGAUGUCAUUCUUCCUCUGUCAGUGGCUGUGGUGUCUACUGUACCCUUGGUUUCUUGCUGUGUCUAGGCAGCAGGGAGGGUUAUCCCUCCUGCCCCAUUGCCUUGUGUGACGUACCAUGGGAAGGUGAGGCCUGGUGGUGGGGCAGGGAGAGGUUAGAUGCCUGGUGGCUGUCAGGAUUUUUCCCAGAAAUAGCUAUUUUUCCUUCUCUCAGAGCCUGGAAGGGUGUGUGACUUCUCUGAGGCCAGACUUGGGCACAGGCCACCCCCAGUCACUCCACAGCCGACACCCAGUUCCUUCCCAUUCUGGGAGCAGGAGAGGCAUGCGGGGGCUCUGCUCUUUGGGAGAACAAAGAAGGCAUGGUGGCAGGGACUUCAAGGGUUGUGGGCCUGUGCUGAUGUUUUGGCCCAAAUAGCACAGACCCUGGAGACCUUAGGGACCAGCAAAAGCAAGCCAAUAGUUUGAUACCAGGUCACACUCAGAAUUCACUUCCACAGUCCCAGUCCUGUGUGUCUUCUAAGGAGAUUUGGCCGGUGUUACUACAGUUUCCAUGUUACACAUCAGGAAUGCAGAGCCUGAGGUAAGGGUUCAGUCUUGUUCCUAGCCAAGAAGCAUACCGAGUACAUUCCUAUUAUUAAAAUGAAAGUGGUGCAG
Molecule: messenger RNA, 4592 nt
Organism: Manis javanica (Malayan pangolin)
Lineage: Eukaryota; Metazoa; Chordata; Mammalia; Pholidota; Manidae
Gene: USP35
Product: ubiquitin specific peptidase 35
Biological process (GO): protein deubiquitination
Cellular component (GO): nucleus; cytosol
Molecular function (GO): cysteine-type deubiquitinase activity
Source: RefSeq, a predicted model, not a curated record